Astyanax mexicanus (Mexican tetra) is the source of this 975-nucleotide messenger RNA. It is a transcript of the gene tmem147, whose product is annotated as transmembrane protein 147. The coding region runs from base 135 to 812 and encodes 225 amino acids. The record is from RefSeq and is a predicted model, not a curated record. Lineage: Eukaryota; Metazoa; Chordata; Actinopteri; Characiformes; Acestrorhamphidae. The transcript has 8 exons.
UCUUACCGGAACGGGAGUUUGUGUUGUUUGAGGCGGUCCGGAGCUUUUUUAGGGGAGCACCUGCUUUACUCUCUCCGCUCUGAAGGCCAUUCAGCAGCUCUGAGGUUUAGGUUUAAACUCAGGCAGCUCCAGUCAUGACGCUUUUUCACUUUGGAAACUGUUUUGCCCUGGCGUAUUUCCCGUAUUUCAUCACAUACAAAUGCAGUGGACUGUCUGAAUACAAUGCAUUCUGGAGAUGUGUUCAAGCAGGGGCUACUUAUCUCUUUGUACAGCUUUGUAAGAUGAUGUUUCUUGCCACAUUUUUCCCCACGUGGGAAGGAGGAGCCGGAGUGUACGACUUUGUCGGGGAAUUCAUGAAGGCCACAGUGGACAUGGCAGAUCUGCUGGGUCUUCACCUUGUCAUGUCCAGAAAUGCUGGAAAGGGAGAAUACAAAAUAAUGGUGGCUGCCAUGGGCUGGGCCACUGCUGAACUGGUUAUGUCAAGGUGCAUUCCUUUGUGGGUUGGGGCUCGAGGCAUUGAAUUUGACUGGAAAUACAUUCAAAUGAGCUUCGAUUCCAACAUCAGUUUGGUUCACUAUAUUGCUAUGGCUGCAGUAGUUUGGAUGUUCACAAGAUAUGACCUUCCCAAAAGCUUCAGAUUGCCUGUUACUGUACUGCUGGGGCUUUGUGUGUACAAGGCCUUCCUGAUGGAAUUGUUUGUUCAUGUGUUUCUGCUGGGAAGCUGGACAGCUCUGUUGGUGAAGGCGGUGCUCACUGGUGCCAUCUCCCUCUGUUCUCUCUUCCUCUUCAUCACACUGGUUCACAGCAACUGAGGCUUUUCUUAUGUUUCUAUACACUCAGGUAUUUUGGAGGAAAAAUACCCAACAAUGCCAUAUAGGACAUUUUGUCUAACAAAAGGGGGCCAGCUAAAUUUCUAAUUCUGUCUGUUGUAUUUUUAUUUGUGUUUCAAAGUAAUAAAUUAACAUUGUACAGUAA